GGCUGGCGCACGAACCAUACCAUGUGAUAAAAAGUUGUGCGAAAAAAAUAAAUAGAAUAAACUUUUUCAAGCGUUUCGUGAAAAGUGUCCAAACUUUCGCAAAAGUUCUGAAAAAAAAUAUUGUGAAAAUAAUAGGAUUUUUUUGGCGGUAUUCACCAAAAAUAAUAGGAUAAACAAUUAGAAACAUUAAAGAUCCUGCCAGGGUCUAUGCUCUGAUUUGCUUUUGGUGAGGCGGCAAACAUGGGCGGCGUGCAGACGUCGGCAGGUAGGCGGCAUGCCGCGCGCCAUCGUUUGCGGUACCUGAGGUGAAGCGAGACGGGGUCCCCGCCAGCGCCGCCGCCAUGCAAGGGGCCACUCUUGAUCUAACUACCACGUGCAGCUAAUAUGUUCUUAUUGGCCGCUGGCAUACUGCUACUCAGUACAGGAUUAGCAGGUUCGAUGCCGGGUGGACCUGGCAUUCCCGAGAACAUAACUGUCACGUUUUUGAACCCCACGUCUGUCAAAGUAUCGUGGGCCACUUCCCACGAAAACGCUGACAAGUAUGACGUCACCUACAAACCGACGGACGCCAGUUACAGGGUGGUGGCGGUGGUUGCCGGCAAUUCGGACGCUGUAACGCUAAGCGGCCUCAAACCCGACACUCAGUAUCAAGUGACCGUGGCAGCCGUUUGGGCUGGCAAGAAGUAUCGCAGCAGGCCCAUAGUCUUCCGCACCCUGGAACAUCCAAGGUCAUCACCCCAACAGGACCCAGUCAUGGCCUCCUACCCCACCGAAGCCCCCCAUCAGCCCAAAGAGCCCAGCCAAGCCCAGCCGCAGGACAACGUGGAAUAUCCCCAAACAAGUUCAACGGUAUCAUACGAAGAUAUAGUGGAAUACCCCCAAACUAGCUCAGUGGUUCGAGGCGUAGAAAUAGGCAUAGUGCUCCUGGUGCUGGUAGUGUGGAUAGCAGCUAUAGCGCUGUUCUUCAACCGCUGGGGCAAGAUCCGCAUGCUGCUUCCCUAUCAGCCUGACUAUAAGCAUGAACAGUUGAAAGUUCCCGGAACUGCAGCCUGCGCGGCCGCUGUUGCCUCCGGGAACACUUGCACCCAUCACUCUGGCGAGCACAUUUGUCAACAGACAGAUACAAUUUCACUUAUACUACCGCCGUGCCCUUGCCGGGAAUCGAACCCAGAACCCAUGAACCCAUUGCAGACGAAAAGAUAUACCGAUCCUAAAGAAAACGGCUGCUGCAAUGCGUGGGAUCAGUGUUUCCGGCCUGCGAGGCCGCCGCGGCGGUCGCGCGACUGCGGUUGCCAGUUCGCGUUGCUGCAUCGCGUCGACACCUAGCAGCACCAGGCGGGGCACGAUGCCGCCCCAGACGGCCGCCGCCGCCGGCACGCGUUAGAGCGUGCGGAGGUCACGUGGUCCACCUCGACUUCGACGCAAGACUCGGUCGCAUCAGUGCACGCUCAGCCGCCUCGCAGUCCCAGGCCGCGCAUGAACUCCGCAAUCUUCAUGUCGAACAGCGGUCCCGGCUUCGACUCGAAGGAGUUUUUCCGUCGACACGGUUCCGUGUCGCGGCUGUGCAGGAAGGCGCGCAGCGUCGACAACAUCUCGUUGGACGAGAAGCACUUCGGGUUGCCUACGUUGAGCAUUUCGGGGCCGUCGCCGCCCGAAGAUGAAGAGUACAUCGACGAGACCGAGAGGUUUUUGAAAGAGUGAAAUUGUCAGGUGGACAUUUUGGAAACGUCAUAAAAAUCAUGUAAGGGUGUCAAUAAUAAAGUUAUUACGGGUGUCACAGAACUCGCGCCACAGAGAAAAAGGAAACAUGCCGAAAGUUAUGCGAAACACAUAACUCCGCGCGUUAUAACUUGGCGAAGCUCGACGCAUGUGGGCGUAGCCGUUGGCACUUGUUUACUGCCUUCCAGCUAGGGGUUUCCAUAAAUGUUAUAUAUAUUAUAAUACUUAUAUAUUCUAUAAUAAAUAUUUUCUUUUCAACCAAUUUUUAAUUAAAAUUAUGAAAAAGCAUUGCGUCCAAAGCUAAUGCUAUGCUUAAUUGCUGUUUCAAUUACCAAACAUUUUUGGUUUAUUAGGCACAUAAAUAAUUAAUUACUCACAAUUUUUAUUUAAAAAAAUUAAAGACAAUAGUUUUAUAAAACAGGUAACCGCAAUUUCCUUUAUAAACCUACUGGUAACGGUUACUAAAGAUUAUAUAAAAUGUUUGUAGAAACAAUGAUAUAACCUAAUUAUAUACCUAGAGUUUACAGACUGGGUUGGGCAGUUGAAAUUUUCAAAUGAAAAUUUCAACUUUGAAAGUUUCAAACUUGAAAUAUUUCAUUUAGUUGAAAAAGUGAAAUUUUUUAAAAUUUCAAAUGAAAUUUUCAAUCCGAAAAUUUCAACAUUGCCUGUGAAAGUUUCAGAAAUUUCAUUGAGUUUCGCAAUUUACUGAAAAUUUCGCAUAAAUUUCACAUGCGGCCUCCCCUGGGACCUUUAAUAAUAAUUUACAACAGAUUCCGAAUCGACCAAUAAGAACGAGUAGAAUACACUAUAAGUAAUUAUUUUUACUUAUAUGCAUAAAUUAAUUUAAAUAAUUUAAUUCAGUUACCAAUUUAAUUUGUAAAUUAAAUCAGACUUAAUUUUUUUUUAAAAGUCAUGAUUAAUUUAUACUUUUACUUUUGCUAUAAUUGCAUCGGAAAACGGAUAAAAAUGCCUUUGGCUCAUAAAAUUUUGAUGAAGUUUCUUCAAUUUUCGUAAAAUUUCAGUAAAAUAUUUAAAAAUAAAUAUAUAUUAAUAUAAAACAAUGAAAGUGGCACAAUCUCAUUAGCUUACCAUAAAGUGCUAUUUCUCUUUUAGUUUUAGUAAUUUUAAAAAUAUUUUAAAAGGAAAUAUCAAGAAAUUUAUGGUAAACAUAGGUAUUUACUAUUUAUAUUAUUGGUGCAGGGGCCCACAGAGGGGUAGGAGGUAAGAGAGGCAAUUUGCCAUGGUCACUGAGUGGGCUUAUUUCAAUAUUAAUAUAUUACACUUAAAGUGAUUGAAAUUUAUUGAAAGUUUCAAUAAAUUUCAUAAAUUUCAACAAAAUUCAUGAAAUUUAAUAAUAAUAAUAAUAAUAAUAAUAGGCUUUAUUUCAGAAGACAUAUACAUGUGUAGAAAACGUCAAGGAAUAUUUCAGAAAUUUAUGAAAUUUUAAUAAAUUUCAUAAAUGUCAUGAAAAUUUCAAGUGAAAUUUCAAAUACAAGCAAAAAGUAAAAUUUUCCCAACCCUAUUUACAGUAACCUUAUAUAACCAUUAAAAAACUAGUAAACUAAAUGACGAUUUUAUUAAACCUUGUUAAACUUUUAUAUAAUUUGACUCAUAUAUAACCUUUAUAUAAUUUAUCGUUACCAUAAUUAUUACUAUUUAAAUAGUACAAAUUGUUUAUUGGGUCUUUAGGAGAUUAUUUUUGGUAAUGUUUCAUUUUGAUUAUAUUUGUAUUUAGGUAUUUUUAUAAUUAAGGUACCUUAAAAUUGUAGUGCUUUGUUAGUAACAAAUUGUUACCUUUACUUAAAAAUUGUAUUUUAUACAGGUAAAAUAUAUUACGCCAACUGAGCAUAGGGCUGUAGUAUGACACGCCGUUUUAACAUUUAUUAAAUAAUUUUUUAAUUUAAAAUUUUAUUGGUUUAUAAUUUUGUAUCAAACAAUAUUAUUUCCAAUCAAUUUUUGCAAAAAUCAUAUCAUUUUUUAAUAAAAAUUAUUUCUUAUAAGUAUAAUUUGGAAAGAAAAUAGUUUAAAAAAUUAAUUUUUUUAAGCUCAAAACAAUUGAUAAUUAAAAUUUAUUUUAAAUAUAAAAAGCAAUUUUUAAAGAUUUUUUAACCUUUUAACCCUGUUUUAAUUACACAAUUACCUAGAAAUUUUUCAUUUUUAAAUUUGGCAUCUCCAUUGCUCUCUGUGGCGCGAGUUCUGGGAUACCCUGUAUAAUGGAAAGAAUACAAAUAAUUUUUUAAUUUACUUAAACCUAACAAAUGUUACCGAAAUUAAAUAAAUAUUAAAAGGUAUACAGAAUCCAAAUAAAUACUAAAUAUUUUGUGAUUACAAAUUUUGAGUUUCUCAAUAACACCCAGUAUAGUACAGUAUGAUUUAAAGUUAAAUUGUUUAAAUUUACAUAAUUAUAUUAAAUUUUAUUUAAACCCCACUAAAUUUAUUAAAUGGCAACAGUACCUAAUACCUUUUUAAUUAAAUUCAUAUUUUAAUUAAUUUUAAAACCCCAUUAUUAAAAUAAAUUUCCACAACCAUGUCAUUUCGAGCUUUUAUGUGUUGCAUUGGAUUUAAACAUGGAAAAUUAUUUUGAAACAAUAAAUUAAAUAUAAGUACAUAUUUUAUGAUGUUUCCAAAAUAAAUUUAUAAAAAAACUGAACUAAACUUCCAAUGUAAUAAACGAAUUUUUAUUUAAAAAAAAUAAUAAAAUAAAGAAAGAAGCCUUAUUGAUAACAUUUUUUUAUCUCAAAAUUUUAAAACUCGGCGUUUCUCUUGCAAUAAGUCUUUUUUCGUUAUUCCAAAUCACAUGUUUAUAUCGUUUAGAGUGCUCAACUUAUGUAUAAGUUCAGUUUUUGUACCAAAAAUAUUCGUAGCUUUAAGAAAAAAAAUCAGCACAAAUUGGGGGCCACGCAACGAAAUAUUUAAGUGAAGAAUACGGACUUCCCUCUAAAUGUCUUGAAGUUAUUCUUUUGUACAUACCCUUAGUUUUUCAAGCAGUAACGUAAAAUAAGUGAAAUAGAAAAAAACACUACAAAAGUGCCAACGUGUAUGUGAAAUCUCUUUCUGUAUUGUAUGGACAGCUUUAUUUUUUGAAAAAUUCAUCCAAGAAAAAAACUUGUAGACCAAUUUACAUUGUGAUUUAUAAGUACUUUCAUAGUCUUUAUAAAACGCCCUGUAUAACACUAAUAGAGUGAAACAUAACUGAUAUUUCUAGUAAAAUUACAAGCAUUUUUAAGUAUAAUUAACAUAUCAAAUAAAUGACCAAAAAAUAAACGAAAAAAAAAAUUAAUAUAUUGUGUCAAUAUUUAACAUUAACAAAUAUGUACCUACUUAACAAGCAAGCUUAAUAAUUAAAUAUUUGUGUAACAAACAAAAAUUGAACCUUGUAAGGGGACCAAAAAAUCGAAAAAUAAUCAAUUGAGCUUUAAUAUAACAUUUCAAUAAAAAAAGAAUGAGGAAUUUAAAAAUGCUUGUACUAAUCUUAUAGCUUUAACUAAAUAGUAUAUUACAUUUAUGAUAUUUACAUUGAAAACUUAGUCAUAAGAGGUCCAAUUAUAUCACAAAAUCUCCUAGUAAUAUUUCCAUUUUAUUUAUGAUUAUUUUUUAUUUUUAACAUGUCAUAAAAUAAACGCCAAUAAUUUUUGGCGCUUUUCUAGGCCUUGUAUAGUUUUCUGUAGUUUAGAAUGUCGUUUUCUAAAAUCUAAAGAAAUAUUUCUAUAUUAGAAAUAAACUACCUAGUUUGAAAUAUUCAUUAAUAUUGUAACAAUUUUUCCUAUUUCAAAAUUAAAUUGUAACCCAAGCUUUAACAAAAUAUUUCUAAAUAUUCUAAUAGCUUAAUUAAAAUUAACACAGUCAAUUAUACUUUAUAAUAUUUAUAAUUUAUAAUUAUCUGUGAUUCAAUGUAAGGCCUUUGUAAAUUUAUGUAUGUUGCAAAAUUCAGGUCACAUAAAUUUAGCUAAAAAAAAUUUUUUUUUACAUUUUAAUAACAAAAUUAAUUGAACCUGAAUUUUGUACCAUUAAAAUUGUAUUAAUUUUUUUUUAAUAUUUAGCCCAUGACCAAAAUACUCUUUAUUAUUUUAUAUUAAUAUUUCACAUAUUAUUUGUGUAUGCAAUAAAUCUAUUAAGUAAAUACAACAAAAUUAGUUUUAUUAACCCAACAGUUAAAAUAAAUAAAAAACAUUAACUACAGUAAUUUAUUUAAUAAAACUUACGAUUAGAUAUAAAAUUAACACAUUUUUUAUUUUAACACACAAGACGAUAGGAAAUGUAACGCCCUGCAGUUUCUGAAGGUCUGAUAAUCUUAACGACUUGUCCUCUUUUUAAUCCAAAAUAUCUAGCGACUGGGUCACCAGCUUGAAUCCUCAUCAACAUAUUCUCCUUCAAUUUGUACCUCAUCAAUAAUUCCUGUUUUUCUUCUGGCGUCAUUACAACAUGCUCGGGGACCAACUCAUGUUCAGUAAUGUUAAUCAAUAAUUCUGCCUCCAAAAAUUGUUCCAGGAUGUAUUUUGGUGCCAUGUCAACUAAAGAUUGUUUAGCUGAUGGCGUCAUACCGGCUUGUACGACAAUUAUAGCCCUAUGUAUGUUUUCAUCUUGCAUUCUUUGACAAUAAGUCUUGAUAGUUUUAAUACCAAUUUUCGGCUCGUCAGGAAAGAAAACGAACAUCUGAUCUGUUGGAUCGUCAUUAUGGGCCACCAAAACGAUCAAAUCUGAUCUCGAAGGCCUUUUUUCACUUGGUUUAUCCCCGAAUUGGGUCUUAAACUGAUCCAAAGUUUGAUCCAACUCAUCUUGUGUGACUAAAUAACCUCUAUCGUGGCACAACUGCAUAACCGUCUUACGGAUUCUCCAUAAUUUGUAGGUUUCGGCUUCGUCAUCCAUGAUUUUAUGUGGAAAAACAACCUUUUAACAUAAAAAGCGUUGCUACUUAAACUUUGAGGUUAACUUUUUGACACAAUUGCUGUCAUUUUUCUAAACCAAUCAAAAACGCGUAUUUGAUCACAGCCUUCAACGCGCAUGCGCCCAAACAGACGUCAAUAUUUCUAACCUCUACAUCUACGCGUCGUUUCACUUUAAUUUUGACAACAAACAACAAUAAAAUAGUGAAUUAUUUAUUAAAAACCAGCACUCUGUGAAAACCAGUUAAAAUGAGUGCACCAUGGCAAAACAACGCAGCUCCAGGCUUUGUUUACUUCAGCCCCCAGCAAAAUUAUCAAAACAAAAACGAUAGGUCGGAUUUUUUGUCUUUUGAUGAUUCUCAGGGCCAACAAAAUCCUUUUUGGCCGAAUAUGUGCAGUUCUCCGCAGAAAAAUCACAAAAGUCCUAGGAAUUUUAAGCAGAGAAACAAGUUUCAGAGGUAUUCAGCACCGAGUUUUAAUAGGUCAAAUAACUCUUCGAAUAACAGUUUUAACACUUCGAAUAAUAGUCCUAGGAAGUGGGAUAAAAGGAAUUCAAAUGAUGGGCAAAGUAAUCCCCAAGAUGGUAUGUGGAGGUAUUUUGAACCAAGUUGCUUGAAAAAUCCUUGGGAACAAUUGGAAAGACAGCAAGAAUUACAAGAGAAGCAAGAAUUAGAACAAAAUAAACAAACAACCAAUCAGGACAAUGAAAACAGUAACGACUCAAGUAGCAGUAGUAGUAGUAGUAGGUCGGAAAAUGAAAAUCAAGAUAUAGCAAAAGUUUAACACAUAUAAAUAAGCUUUUAUAUCCUGCCACAUAAAGAAUUUAUCACUUUUUUAGAGAUUUAUUGUAUUUAUUGUAAAUACUGUAUUGAAUUGUAUAUUUAAAAUUAAAUUUUAAAUAUCUAUUUUCUUAUAAACAAUUGUGCAACAUUAAUUAGGAAUUUUAGCUCGUAAUUAAUGACAAAUGUACAAAUUAAUUACCUGAUUGUAUU
Molecule: messenger RNA, 7594 nt
Organism: Brassicogethes aeneus
Lineage: Eukaryota; Metazoa; Arthropoda; Insecta; Coleoptera; Nitidulidae
Source: the annotation of a GenBank genome assembly